AUGAGGCGCUUUCUCCUGUACAUAUCCCUGCUAUUGCAGGUCGUUGUGUUCUCCCACGCGAACGCGCCAGACAACCAACAACAUGUACUUUCUGGAGAUAAAUCGAAUGGAGCAACAGUCAACACACUCCCCGCUGAGCUUCCUGCCGGACAGCAUGUUCAACCAGGUGCUGACCUCGUCGACACCGCUCUGGCCGAGUUACGAAAGCUACACCAACCGUUGCAUCAUAAGAUACGAAAGAACCCCGGCAUUUUGAAAACUGUUCUACAUUUUGCUACCAAAGCAUUACCGGCCGUCCGACUUACUGCUCCCUCGCCCUCUCCCUCCAACGAUGGCCUCAGUGGCCCGCUCCUUCAUGCGACCAGGCUCCUCGAGGAGUCUGCGCAGAAGAACAAUUCCGAUGCGCUUUAUAUCCUGGGCGACAUGAACUUCUACGGCAACUUCUCCUAUCCCCGGAAUUUGAAGACCGCCUUCGAUUACUACCAGAAGCUCGCCUUGCUCAAUGGAAACAGUUCGUCAAUGUACAUGAUGGGAGUCAUGUACUCUACGGGAGUGGGAGGCGCAGUGGAGCUGGACCAGGCCAGGGCUUUGCUCUAUUACACCUUUGCUGCCAACCAAGGCCACACGAGGGCCGAGAUGGCUGUGGCACAUCGUCACUAUGCGGGGAUUGGAACUACCAAAAGCUGCGAGACGGCGGUCAAAUACUACAAAAGGGUCGCCGAUAAAGCCAUUGCAUGGUAUCGUUCGGGACCUCCAGGUGGCAUGAGCUGGAUCUCGGAAUCUCAUCGUAUUGCCGACGAGCUUGGAGGUAUAUACGGCGCAGGAGCUAGUGUGUCCAGUUCGGGUCAGAAUGCGCCUCACAAAAACCCGCCCACUGACGCAUCGUCUUCUAUCGAAGAUAUUCUCGAGUACCUUGACCUGAUGUCUCAGAAGGGCGAUGUUAAAGCCACCUUCAACCUUGGUCGUAUAUUUUACGACGGCCAGAGAAACCUCCCGCGCGACUACGCUAAAGCUAGGGAAUAUUUCCUGAAGGUGACUGGUAAGACCUGGAACAAGAAAGGACAGGUUUUCGAAAACAAGACGCCCAGUUUUCACACUAUUAGUUGCAGAGCAGCUGGAUAUGUUGGGCGCAUGUAUUUGCGAGGAGAGGGUGUUGAACAGAACUUCAGGCUCGCCGAGUUCUGGUUUAGGCGCGGCAAUGAGCAAGCUGACCAACAGUCUCGCCAUGGACUCGGACUGAUGUAUCUGAAUGGUUACGGCGUGGAACAAAAUCUCGACCUGGCCCUCAAGUACUUCAAUGCGGCAGCGGAGACUGUAUAUCCGCCUUCUCAUGUGCAGCUCGCUGCGCUUUACCUCGAUCAAGGUCAGUCGGAUGAGGAUAUCUACGCAGCAAACCACCACCUGGAUCUGGCGGCGAAGUACUACAAUAUGGAGGCAUAUUACUAUAUCGGAGAGAUGACCUAUUUCGGUCUUGGCCGCGAAAGAUCAUGCGAGAUUGCGCUUAAUUACUACAAAGCUGUCACGGAGAAGGUAGAGCCGUUUGUCUCGUCUUGGGCUGAGGCGAACUUGGCCUUCGAAGCGGGCGAGACUGAGUUGGCAUUCCUCGAAUACCUGCACGCGGCAGAACAAGGUUACGAAACGGCCCAGAACAACGUCGCAUAUAUCCUUGACCCUCAGAAGUCCUACUUGACUAUCCCGCAGUGGCUGUACCCCAGGGCCCAGAAACCGGCACUUCUUCAAAACCCAGCGCUCGCACUCAUCUACUGGACACGAUCGUCAAGGCAAGGCAAUAUUGAUGCUACUGUCAAGAUGGGCGACUACUACCUCAGCGGGAUAGGAACGGAUGCUGAUGUCGACAAGGCCGUUCAGUGCUAUACUGCCGCUUCAGAACAUUAUCAGAGCGCGCAGGCAUUGUGGAACUUGGGCUGGAUGCAUGAAAAUGGCAUUGGCUUAACUCAAGACUAUCAUCUUGCCAAGCGGUAUUACGACACUGCUCUCGAAACAAACGACGAGGCAUAUCUGCCAGUCUCUCUUAGUUUGUUGAAGCUGCGGGCCAGAAGCGCCUGGAACACUUUUACUAACGGCCGGAUCAACUCUAUCCAAGACGAGCCAACCGAGAAAAAAGAAUGGUCGCUUAGUGAAUGGAUCAAUAACUUCUUACAGGAUGAGAUGGGCUAUUACGGAGAUGACAUGUAUGACGGCUACGAGGAUGCGAUGCCCGGUGCCGAUUCUGAUCUGGGCGCAUUUGAGGAAGGAGACAUCCUGGAGACGCUGGUGAUUAUGGGUCUCGCUGCUGCUCUUGUCUUCUUGGUACUGUACCGUCAACAGCGACAGCAAGCAGCUCGGCGACAGCAGGAGGAUGAGCAAAGGCGUCAACAGCAAGAGCAGCAAGGCCAAGGCGUUAGAGGAGCUGGCGGAGCGUUUGCUAACGGCCAACAGCAACCACAGGCAGGAAAUGGGGGUUCUUCUCACCUCACGCUUUCGACCACGCUUCAUCAUUCUCCGUCGAUUCAGCCGUCACGCAACAACCUCAGCGAAUACAAGAAUGCAGCCAAAGGCAAUCCGGUACUAACCUCCGUGAAGAUCGAUUUCUUCACUGCCCAACCGGCCCGCAGUCCCGAAUUCACCAACCUUCUCACGCAGAAGAUGUCCUCUCACUCAACACCGGGGCCAGCAGCCAAGCGUCGCCGUGUCGAGUUGGCGAACGCUACUUUGCGGAAACCGUUUCGUUCUCCCAUGAUUAACCGCACAAAUUCCGGUGCAAAGUCAGCAGAUCCUACGCCGACGAGCCAAAGGGAAACGACGGAGCUCCGGGCGGCUGCGGGUAGUAAUGGUGCCGCCGAUGUCGGGGGAGGAGAAGAAGAAAAGGUCGAAGAAGAAGAGGAAAAGGAAGAAGAACCAGACACAAGUUUUGAAGCGAGUUUCGAAACAAGUUUUUCCUCAAUGCCAAUGCCAGCAGCGAGAAAAUUCUCAAAAAGCAGUCUUCAUCAUAGUGGCUCAAGCGCUUCUGGUUCCAGUUCGAGUACACAAUGGAAUACGAGGCCACCACUUCUGGAUUUGAGUAACAUGCAGACGCAGAAGCAGGAACAGGAGCAAGUUCCACGGGCCACCGGAUCUGCUAUCAGUCGGAAGCGAAGCAGCCUCGGGUCAGGGUCUACUGCUUUCUCUGAUACUACUCCUAUGCGUCCCCCGGUUAAUCAACAAAGGCACACAAAAGGAACGACAGUUGUGGAUGCAGUUGGUGAUGGCAAUGACGACAUCUUGGCCGGACUGCAAAAGUCUCACAGGGAGCACAAAGUUCAUUUGGUCGCAAUGCAAAAACAGUUGGAUCUUAUCAGGCAGGCGAAGCGGAUUGAGAUGGCAUCACGGAAGGCUGUGGAGCAACGGCAGGACGCAACAGUGAAGAAGAAGAGCGGUGGCGGGAAUAAUGGACAGCAUGGGGACGAAAAAUCGGUCAUUGACGCAGAGCUGAAAGAGCUGGUACAGAAAUGGAAGCUUGCGAGCAGACAGGCGGCAGAGGAACUGUUUGAGCUUAUCAAAGGCAGGGUGGCGGAUAUGGGCGGGGCCAAGGCGUGGAGGGAGACGAGGAGGAGACAGAUGGAGGGGCUUCAUUCUGCUUGGGAUGAUGAGGGGCAGAAGGGGAAGAAGAGAAAGGGGGGCGAUGAUGAGCGGGAGAUUGGAGACUCCGAUGCCAGUGAUGGUGAAGGUUGUGACGACAACAACGAGAGACUUCGACGGGGAGCUGGAAACAAUGAUGACGGUGAGCGGAGUGCGGAAGAAGACUGCGAGGACUCGGGAUUUACCAUGUUCAUGAUGCUGCAAAGCCUCAACAUUGAGCCUGACAUCUUGGGGUACGAUCCGAACGAAGACAAAUGGCUGGAUUAG
This is a messenger RNA of Sordaria macrospora k-hell, 3885 nucleotides long. RefSeq lists its product as uncharacterized. The record is from RefSeq and is a predicted model, not a curated record. Lineage: Eukaryota; Fungi; Ascomycota; Sordariomycetes; Sordariales; Sordariaceae. Gene Ontology annotation, biological process: ERAD pathway. Gene Ontology annotation, cellular component: endoplasmic reticulum membrane. Gene Ontology annotation, molecular function: protein binding.